AUGGGACUCUGGGAGGGACUCCGAGACCCAGGAAACCCAGAAAUGGAGGCUGGGAAUGGAGCCCUCCUUAGGGACUCAGUGACCUUUGAGGAUGUGGCUGUGAACUUCAGUCUGGAAGAGUGGGCCUUACUGGAGCCUUCACAGAAGAAACUCUACAGAGAUGUGAUGCUGGAAACCUUUAGGAACCUGGUUUCAAUAGGUAAAAAAUGGGAAGAUGUUGAUAUGGAAGAUCAGUACAAAAACCAACAGAGAAAAAAAAGAAUUCAUAUGGUAGAGAGGCUCUGUAAAGGAGAAAAAAGUAGUCAGUAUGGGGAAAACUUCAGCUUUAUUCCCAAUAUGAAUGUGAAGAAGAAAAUGUUUCCAUCAGUAAAACCCUGGGAAGACAGUGUGCAUGGAAAAGUCAUCAUGGAUCAUUCAUCCAAUAAUAGGCACACUAGGUGUCACUCUGGACAUAAGCCGGCUGAGUAUCAUAAGUAUGGAGAGAAGCCAUAUAAAUGUAACACAUGUGGGCGAGCUUUCCGUUAUCUUCAGUGUUUUGAAAAACACAAACAAAAUCACAACGUUGAGAAACCCUAUAAAUGUGAGGAAUGUGGGAAAACAUUCAUGUGGCUCAAAGCCCUCCAAAGACACAUGAUCACACACACUGUCGAUGUUCCUUAUAAAUGUAAGGUGUGUGGGAAAACCUUUAGUUCUUCAGCUGCACUGCAAAUAUGUGAGAGAACCCACACAGGAGAGAAGCCCUAUCAAUGUAAACACUGUGGGAAAGCCUUCAGAUGUUAUAAAAGUUUUCAGAGACAUGAAAGAAAUCACACUGAAGAGAAACCCUAUCUGUGCCAAAAAUGCGGUAAGGCAUUCAUGUAUCCCAGUUACCUUCGAAUACAUGAAGCAACUCACACUGAAGAGAAACCCUAUGAAUGUCAGGAAUGCGGAAAGGCCUUCCGAUCUUACAGUGCCUUAAAACCACACAGAAGAACUCAUGAAGGAGAGAAACCCUAUGAAUGUAAGGAAUGUGGAAAGGCCUUCAGUAAUUACAGGUCCUUACAAAUACAUGAAAGGUCUCACACUGGAGAGAAACCCUAUGAAUGCAAGCAUUGUGGUAAAGCAUUCAGCGCUCCCAAUUACCUUCGAAAACAUGAAAGAACUCAUAUUGCAGAAAAACGGUAUAAAUGUAAAGAAUGUGAAAAAGCCUUUCGAUUUUCUAAUUCCUUACAAACACAUGAAAGGACGCACACAGGAGAGAAACCCUAUGGAUGUAAAGAAUGUGGAAAAGCCUUCAGAUCUUCUGGUAACUUACAAACACAUGAAAGAACUCACACAGGAGAGAAACCUUACAAAUGCAAGGAAUGUGAAAAAUCCUUCAGAUAUUCCAGUUCUUUACAAAUGCACAAAAGGACUCACAAAGGAGAGGAACCCUAUGUCUGUAAAAAAUGCAGUAAAGCAUUCAGAUAUCCCAGUAAUCUUCGAAUACAUGAAAGAAUUCACAGUGGGGAGAGACCCUAUGGAUGUAAGCAAUGUGGAAAGGCCUUCAUAUCUUACAGUUCCUUACAAACACAUGAAAGGACUCACACUGGAGAGAAGCCCUUUGAAUGUAAACAUUGUGGUAAAGCCUUCAUUUCUCGAAAAUCCCUUCAAAGACACGUGAAAAUGCAUACUUGAAAUAAUCCCUAUCAGUGUAAGGAGUGUCGGGGAGCAUUCACUUGUCUUAGUUUGCAUCAAAGACAAAAGAAUUCACACUGGAAAUAGACACUAUGAAUGAAAACAAUGCGGUAAAGCCUACAUUGAACAGAGUUCCUUACAAUGACAUGAAAGAACUCACACUGGAAUAAGAGCUAUGAAUGUCAGGUCUGCAUAAAAGCCUUUACUUUUAACAAAAUCCUUCAAAAUCACAAGAUGAGAGUGUACUCAGCAGAGAAACUACAUAAAUGUGAGGCAUGUGGGAAAACCUUCAGUCAUUUCUCUUCUGAAGAUGUGAAAGGACUCACUGGGUCAAAUCUCUUGAAUGUAAUCAGUGUGGGAAAUGCUUCAAUUGGCCCAUAUCCUUACUUGUAAAACUUCCACCAAAAAUAUAAAAAUGUAAAUAAUGUAAGA
This is a messenger RNA of Eptesicus fuscus (big brown bat), 2088 nucleotides long. Its product is annotated as zinc finger protein 709-like. Gene Ontology annotation, biological process: regulation of transcription by RNA polymerase II. Lineage: Eukaryota; Metazoa; Chordata; Mammalia; Chiroptera; Vespertilionidae. The record is from RefSeq and is a predicted model, not a curated record. Gene Ontology annotation, cellular component: nucleus. Gene Ontology annotation, molecular function: DNA-binding transcription factor activity, RNA polymerase II-specific; RNA polymerase II transcription regulatory region sequence-specific DNA binding.